ACCGUGGUCGACGCAUGCACCUGCGAGAAGGACGUUGGAGUCAGUCCCUAAUCGUCUGCAUGGUGGUCGCCAGCCACCCUGCCAAUCUGCACGAGCGCCAGCCAGCCAGCCAGCCAGCCAGCCAGCGAACUGCUCUUUCUUAUCUGCAAGCAGGAUUUCCAAAUAUUUCCAAGUCCAGCUCCCCGGGGGACCUCAGUGGAUUUUACCAUUCUGAUGCUCUUGUUGGUCUGAUUGUUGGAGCGAUGGAGCAACGAGAGAGCAGCAGAUCCCACGUCUGCUUCAUUGGCCAGUGUGAAACAUGAAGGAGAAGGUUCUGCUCGAGAGGACUCGUUUCCAGCCAUGAAUCACGAGAGCCUGCGCGCCCGCACAAGUGUAAAAAGCACAAGAAUCCAAACGUUAGCUUUGUGUCUCAGGAGGAACGCAAAGGCCUGCCAGCUACGGGACAAUUUCCCAAUGUGAUCGGCCUCCAAUAGACUGUUAGCCGCAACGACUGUUAUCCCUCUCUCGUCGCUUUAGAUACACCUUUUGCUAUUUAUUUGACUCCCUCCCUCCCUCCCUCCGGCCAGCGGUCGGUCGGCCAAUUGGUCCGAACUCUCUGUGGGAUUAUUGCAUUUUUCUGCAAGUAUGGAUCUCCUGAGUUUUUGUAUCCAGCUGCAGGUGCUCCUCUGCACAUGCACGGGACUGCAAUUUGUAGGCCUACCGGGUCAGUGGGCCCGUUACCUCCGCUGGGACGCCAGCGUCCGCGGCGAUCUCAGCUUCCAGUUCAAGACGCAGUUCUCCGAGGCGCUGCUGCUCUACUUUGACGACGGAGGCUACUGCGACUUUCUGCAGCUGGCCGUGGCCGAGGGUCGGCUUCAGCUCCGUUUCGGCAUCGACUGCGCCGAAACCACCGUCGUGUCCGACGCCAGGGUGGACGACGACAUUUGGCACUUUGCCGCUCUCAGCAGGUAUAACCUGCGCACGGUUCUAGCGCUGGACGGACGGGCCAAAGCGGACCAAGUGCGGCCUCAGCGCCAGUUCAUGAAAAUCGUCAGUGACCUGUUCUUGGGCGGAGUGCCCCAGGAUAUCCGCAGCGGCGCGCUCACGCUGCCGACCGUGCGCAACAUGCAGCCUUUCCGGGGCGCCAUCGCAGACCUGAAAUAUGGCAAGUCCCAACCCCUGUUCCUGGGAAGCCUUAAAGUGCCCUUGGAGUCGGAGGGCCGCUGCACCGUCAACCCGUGCGAGAACGGCGGCACGUGCACCGUGGCGGCGGCGGACGGACAGCCGCUCUGCGAUUGCUCCAAAACACAAUACCAGGGCCGCUUCUGCACACGAGAGAUCAGCAGCAAAGCACCAGCAAGGGAAGAGAACGUGGCCACAUUCCGUGGUUCGGAAUACUUCUGCUACGACCUCUCUCAGAACCCAAUCCAAAGCAGCAGCGACGAGAUCACGCUCUCGUUCAAGACUUGGCAGCGCAACGGCCUUAUCCUUCACACUGGGAAAUCGGCCGACUACGUCAACUUGGCCUUGAAGGACGGCGCCGUCUCCCUUGUGAUCAACUUGGGUUCCGGAGCCUUUGAAGCAAUCGUUGAGCCGGUCAACGGCAAAUUCAACGACAAUUCCUGGCACGAGGUCAAAGUGACUCGCAACCUUCGGCAGGUAACAAUUUCAGUGGAUGGGAUUUUAACCACCACGGGUUAUACCCAAGAGGACUACACCAUGCUUGGCUCCGAUGACUUUUUCUAUGUUGGGGGAAGCCCUAGCACCGCUGACCUGCCUGGAUCACCUGUGAGCAACAACUUCAUGGGCUGUCUCAAGGAGGUGGUGUACAAGAACAACGACAUCCGCCUGGAGUUGUCCCGACUGGCUCGGGUUGUUGACCACAAGAUGAAGAUCCAAGGCGAGGUGUCCUACAAGUGUGAAAAUGUGGCUACGCUGGACCCCAUUUCUUUUGAGACUCCAGAGGCCUACAUCAGCUUACCCAAGUGGAACACCAAGCGGAUGGGCUCCAUCUCGUUUGAUUUUCGCACGACGGAGCCCAACGGCCUCAUCCUCUUCACCCACGGCAAACCGCAAGAGCGCAAAGAUGCGGCGGGCAGGAGCCAGAAGAACACCAAGGUGGAUUUCUUUGCUGUUGAGCUGUUGGAUGGAAGUCUGUACCUGCUGUUGGACAUGGGCUCAGGAACCAUCAAGGUGAAGGCCACUCAAACAAAGGUCAACGACGGCGCCUGGUAUCACGUGGAUAUCCAGAGGGACGGUCGCUCAGGUACCAUCUCUGUCAACAGCAGAAGGAGCCCAUUCACUGCAAGCGGCGAGAGCGAAAUCCUUGACCUGGAAGGCGACAUGUACUUGGGGGGGCUCCCCAGCGAUCGCACCAACCUCAUUUUGCCCACCGAGCUGUGGACGGCCAUGCUCAACUACGGCUACGUGGGCUGCGUCCGCGAUCUCUUUAUCGACGGUCGAAGCAAAGACAUCCGUCAGAUCGCCGAGGCGCAAAACGGUGCCGGGAUCAAGCCUUCCUGCAACAAGCAAGCCGGCAAGCAGUGCGAGAGUUACCCCUGCAAGAACCGAGGCGCCUGCAAAGAAGGCUGGAAUCGAUUCAUCUGCGACUGCACCGGCACCGGUUAUUGGUCUCGCACUUGUGAGAGAGAGGCCUCCAUCCUCUCCUACGACGGCAGCAUGUAUAUGAAAGUAGUGAUGCCAAGCGUCACGCACACUGAGGCAGAGGACGUGUCGCUGCGUUUUCGCUCGCAGAGGGCUUACGGCCUCCUCAUGGCCACCACCUCCCGAGACUCGGCCGACACGCUCAGGCUGGAGUUGGACGGAGGCCGCGUCAAACUCACCGUCAAUCUAGACUGUAUCAGGAUAAACUGUAACUCCAGCAAAGGACCGGAGACGCUGUAUGCCGGGCAAAAGCUCAAUGAUAACGAAUGGCAUACGGUACGGGUGGUGCGUCGCGGCAAAAGCUACAAGCUAAUCGUUGACGAUGAUGUAGCAGAAGGCCAAAUGGUGGGUGACCACACACGUCUGGAGUUCCACAACAUUGAAACGGGCGUCAUGACCGAGCGCAGAUUUGUUUCCAGCAUCCCGUCCAGCUUCAUUGGUCAUCUGCAGAGCCUCAGAUUCAAUGGCAUGCUCUACAUCGACCUGUGCAAAAACGGCGACAUUGAUUUUUGCGAGCUCAACGCCCGCUUUGGGAUCCGUUCCAUUAUCGCUGACCCGGUCACCUUUAAAUCCAAGAGUAGCUAUCUGAGCCUGGCCACCCUCCAGGCCUACGCCUCCAUGCACCUCUUCUUCCAGUUCAAGACCACCUCCGCCGACGGCUUCAUCCUAUUCAACUCGGGAGAUGGCAGUGAUUUUAUUGCGGUAGAGCUGGUGAAAGGAUACAUCCAUUAUGUCUUUGACCUGGGAAAUGGGCCCAAUUUGAUCAAGGGCAAAAGUGAAAGAGCCCUGAAUGACAACCAGUGGCACAACGUGGCCAUCACCCGAGACAACAGCAACACUCAUACCCUCAAAGUGGAUGCGAUAGCCACGAUUCAGAGCAUCAAUGGGGCCAAGAACUUGGACCUGAAAGGCGACCUUUUCAUCGCUGGAUUGGGUCCUGGCAUGUAUGGUAGUCUUCCCAAACUGGUGGCCUCCAGAGAGGGUUUCCAAGGCUGCUUGGCUUCAGUGGACCUCAACGGGCGUCUGCCAGACCUCAUCAGCGACGCCUUGUUUCGUAGCGGGCAGAUUGAGCGUGGAUGUGAAGGUCCCAGCACCACCUGUCAGGAGGACUCGUGUGCCAACAUGGGGAUUUGCAUCCAGCAGUGGGAGAACUACACGUGUGACUGCUCCAUGACCUCCUACACUGGGACGCAGUGCAAUGACCCUGGGACCACAUACAUCUUUGGCAAAGGAGGAGGCCUCAUAACGUUCAAGUGGCCGGCCAACGAGAGACCGAGCACCAGGACCGACAGGCUGACUGUUGGCUUUAGUACCUCGCUCAAAGACGGCAUCCUCGUCAGGAUCGACAGUGCUCCGGGUCUGGGCGACUUUCUCAUGCUUCACAUCCAACAAGGCAAAAUUGGCGUGACGUUCAACAUUGGGACGGUGGAUAUCAGCGUCCAAGAGAGCAGCACCCCGGUCAAUGAUGGAAAGUAUCACGUGGUCCGCUUCACCCGAAACGGUGGCAACGCGACGCUGCAGGUUGAUAACUGGUCCAUCAAUGAACACUUUCCAACAGGGAACAGUGACAUUGAACGGGUUCAGUUGGCCAAUAAGAAAAUUCCUUUCAAGUACUCCAGGCCAGUAGAAGAAUGGCUCCAAGAAAAGGGACGCCAGCUAACCAUAUUCAACACUCAAGCCACGGUGGCAAUCGGCGGAAGCGAUCGUGGCCGGCCGUUUCAGGGCCAACUCUCUGGUCUUUAUUACAAUACCCUCAAGGUGUUGAACAUGGCUGCGGAGAGCAACCCCAAUGUCAAGAUCAAUGGGAGCGUGAGGCUGGUGGGCGAUGUCCCCACCGGGGCAGGCUCCACCAAGUCCACUGCCGUGCCUUCAGAUGUCUCCACUAACUUCAUUGAGACCACUACCACCAUGUCCACCACCACCACCCGGAAACACAGGUCCUCUUCAACGAAGCAUCCAACGGAUGACAUAGUGUCAUCUGCCGAGUGUUCCAGCGACGAUGAAGACCUGGAGGAGUGUGAAACGGCACUUCCCACAGAAGCAGGCGUCAGGCCGGGGCCUUCGGAAGUAGUCCGGGAAUCAAGCAGCACCACCGGGAUGGUCAUCGGAAUAGUGGCGGCCGCCGCCCUGUGCAUCCUCAUCCUUCUUUAUGCCAUGUAUAAGUACAGGAACAGGGACGAAGGCUCCUACCAGGUGGACGAGAGCAGGAACUAUAUCACCAACUCGGCACAGAGCAACGGUACCGUGGUCAAGGACAAACAGCAGAGCUCCAAAGGCAGCAAGAAAAAGCAGAAGAACAAGGAUAAGGAGUAUUACGUGUGAGCUCGACCACGGCGAGCGCGAGCGCUCGUGACAGAGGACGGACGGACGGUGUGGAACGAAGGGAACUUCCGUCGUCUUUGACUGUGCCGAGGAGCCCGACCGCUGACGUGUACACUUACUACAUCCAAAGCACACUUCACUUGUGUCAGCAUACAGAGGAGGCUUAUUAGCGACUUUAGAGACCUGACUUACUACUCUCUAUCCGUAUAGAACAGCUACACCAUUCUCCUAAGUGACUGCAAUGUGAUUGAUCUGUGACAAAAAAACAAAAAAUAUUUUCUACCUUACAAGACGGACGGACGGACGGCUUGACCACGAUGGGCAUGGAAGCAACUCAUACAGAAGAAGGGGUCGAACCGAGCCUUGUUCAAGUUCCAAAAAAGGACACUUCCAAAUUUGUAUGGUUUCUAAGUAAUAAUAGUGUGGUGUCUUUUUUAUUUUUGCUUUGAGCAAAAGAAAAGUGGAGGUCCAAACAAGAAAGCAUCUCUCUCUCUGUGUUUCAAAUGAAGUCACGUGAGCAAAUGGACAGCCGCUGGCUCCCUCUGUUCGCGUUCAAAUGGUGUGAUUGUUUGGCACACAAAGUUGUGGGGGUGAAGAGAAAAAAAAAAAAGCAAAUGAUUGUAAAAUGCAUGUCAGUCUAACUUACACUACAACAGUCAAGUUCUAUCCCAUUUGAGGCAAAAGGGCUCACCAUGGGAGCAAAGACAAGUCCUCCUUGCCUCCCUCCCUCCCUCCCAGGCAAAAUUUGAGCUAGCCUCCUACUAUUUGUGCACAAGCGAGUGGCGUUCUGAUCUUUUUGCAAAACUCUACCCGAGUUGAUUGUUCUCUUUUUCUAUGGAGGUGUGAGGAGAAAGACAGAUGCAGUACUAAAACCUUGUUCCAAACGCAAAACAAUCCAAUGGUGUGAAUUGUAAUCUAUUGUCACACUCAACUGUGUCAAAAAAAGACAUUUGUUUACAUAUUUUAUUACAUGCUCGCUGUUGUACUUUGUAGGUCGUCAAUUGUACAUAUAUAUAUAUACCAUAUAUGAUGGUGGUCAUUUUUAGUACCUCUAUUGUACAGACUGAACAUGAGCAGAUUUCAUGACAAAGUCCAUCAACGCUGAGAAAAAGAAUGUGGAGAAUACUAUUGCUAUUUCGUAAAUAUAUAGACAUAUAUAUCGAGAUAUAUAUAUAUAUAUACAAAUUGUAUUGGUAGCCUAGAGAUCAAAGCAGAGCUGUUUCUAAAGUUGCAUGAAUAUUUACCAACUUGCAGUGUUUCAACAAAAUAAGGUGCCCUUCUGUAUCACGGCAAAACUGU
Messenger RNA from Syngnathus typhle (broad-nosed pipefish), 6264 nucleotides. RefSeq names its product neurexin 3a (gene nrxn3a). The transcript has 22 exons. Bases 625 to 4965 code for a protein of 1446 amino acids. The record is from RefSeq and is a predicted model, not a curated record. NCBI's taxonomy places the organism in Eukaryota, Metazoa, Chordata, Actinopteri, Syngnathiformes, Syngnathidae.